This is a messenger RNA of Racocetra fulgida, 1437 nucleotides long. NCBI's taxonomy places the organism in Eukaryota, Fungi, Glomeromycota, Glomeromycetes, Diversisporales, Gigasporaceae. The record is from the annotation of a GenBank genome assembly.
AUGACUGAGGCCGAACCACCUAUAAAUCCUGUGUCAAAUGGAAACGAAUUUACUUCAACAGACAUAGAAAGGUUAUAUUCUAGAAUUCAAGCUGUUAUUCAAACUCCAAAACCUUCGAUAUCUCCACGUCAAGUAACUCCUUACGAUAACAUGAGUCCCGCGCGAAGUCAAUCUCCGGAACAAUUUAACGACGAAACUGAAGAAAAAAUCGAACCACAACUUCCAGAAGUAUCUGACGUCAUUCUUGUCGAAUCUACAAAUCAAAAGGUGAAUGAAUGUGAUGACACAGAAGAGGACAUGGCUUCUUUAAAUGAUAAAUAUGUAGAUGAAAUUGAAAAAGUCGCAGAAUUACAACAUUCCAAAGACAUGGUAGAGAAUGAGUUAGAAGAUUUAACUCAAAAACUUUUUGAAAGGGCCAACGAAUUAGUAGCAACUGAAGCAAAACAGCGGCAUGAACUACAACUCCAACAUAAUAUUUUGAAGAAACAAUUGGAAGAGACACAAGGACGUCUAGCAGCUGAAAGUUCUCAGCUAAUGGAAUUAAGAGAAAAGAUGGAGCAAAUGGUCCAACAACAGUCACAAAUGACAGAAAGCGAAAGAUUGAGCUUCAGUGAUCCUUCAUUUAGAGCUAGCAUUGAUUUUGCUGAACUUUUUGGGCUUCGUGAAAAAUCACCUGAAGCAGCAGCAACCUUACCCGGCCCAACAGGAGUAGAUGGUAUCGGAAUUGACGCUGAUCUAAUAGCGGAGUUUAAAGCUUUUGUUGAACAAAGUUCAACCGUACGACUUCAAAAAAUUCAUACUAUCCCUUUCAUGCGUCAUUGCUUGGAAGAAGAUGUUACACCUUGCAUGAGAUUCGGUAAUAAUCCACGUGUAUUUUCAAGUAAAAUAGUUGAAGCUAUCGUUGCCAACACAUGCUUCAUAGAGGAAGCACCUCCAGGUGCUGACCGAGAGCAAGCUCUUAACCCAAAUUCUCCUAUCCGCGCCAGCGCGGCAAGACCAAUGUUAUGGGAUCGUGCAUUUGGAAAUUCUUCUGCAACAAGAAUUGGUUGCCAAUGUUGCGGUCGAACGGGUCCUUUAGCUUUUAGAUACAGAAUAACUAAUUUGGAUGAUUGGUCACUUAUUGAUCGUUAUUGUCGUGAUCGUAUGGUUGCUGUAUGCGAAUUUUACGUCUUUAUACGUAAUGUUCGUCAAGGCUUAUAUAAUAAUCGUUCUAUUUCGGACCUUUAUGCUGAAUGCUUAAGGUUAAGAUUGCAAAUGUUUUAUGCGAGACUUGGUGCUUUGCCAUCAAUGCUCAGCUCACUUGGAAUAAAGGGCACAGAGUUUGCAUCUGCAAAGAAACCAACGUAUAUACUACCAGAAAUGGAAGAAAGUCCAGUGUUGGUUAUUAGUGAUGAUGCUUCUGGAACUUUAUAUAACGACCAGAAAGAUUUUGUAUCG